Molecule: messenger RNA, 2378 nt
Organism: Drosophila miranda
Lineage: Eukaryota; Metazoa; Arthropoda; Insecta; Diptera; Drosophilidae
Product: ATP-binding cassette sub-family G member 4
Exons: 9
Coding region: 27-2063 (678 amino acids)
Cellular component (GO): plasma membrane
Molecular function (GO): ATP hydrolysis activity; ABC-type transporter activity; ATP binding
Source: RefSeq, a predicted model, not a curated record
UAUUGAGGUAUUAACAGGCAAUCAAGAUGCAAUCGACUAGUAGCAUCAAAGGCAGCACCAGCUCCCAAAAUAGUUCGCUGCAGUACAGCAGCGACAUCAAUGCCAUAAGCCUUGAACUACCCGACCAUUCAGAGGAUUUCCAAUCUACUAACGGAUUAAAGUAUUUGCCAGCCUGGCCAGCAGUUAACUUGCAGUUUACGGGACUAAAUUGUGAAGUUCCGGACCGAUGCAACGCCAAAAAGACGAAGCAGAUUUUGCGGGAAGUGAAUGGUGAAUUUCGCUCUCAUGAACUGACCGCGAUUAUGGGACCCUCAGGAGCUGGGAAAACGACUCUGUUGAACCUACUAGCGGGAUUUGGGGCUGUCAACAAUGUCGGCGAGAUAUUAGUCAACAGCCAUCCAAGGGAUAUGAGAGUCUUCCGGAAAAUGUCCCGAUACAUAAUGCAGACCGAUGUUCUUGAUCCGCAAUUUACUGUGCUCGAAAUGAUGCUCCUAGCCGCCCAUCUGAAACUGGGAAAUGAUCUGCGCUUAAAACAAAAGCUAGAAGUUAUAGAUGAAAUUUUGGGAAUGCUACGAUUAAAAAAAUCAGAAAACACAAAGGCUCUAAGGCUGUCUGGAGGUGAACGAAAGCGCUUGUGCGUUGCCCUUGAACUGGUCAAUAAUCCACCUGUCCUUUUCCUGGACGAGCCCACAACCGGCCUGGACGAUCUGUCUAGCUCCCAGUGCAUGUCGCUAUUGAAGAUGUUGGCUGCCGGGGGGCGCACUGUAAUCUGCUCAAUCCAUACCCCGUCCGCCAAGAUCUUUGAGAUGAUUGAUACUGUGUACGUACUGGCCGAAGGUCAAUGCGUUUACCAGGGAGCUGGGAGCAACAUUGUACCCUACAUGCAAUACUUGGGGCUGAGCUGUCCCGUCACAUACAACCCGGCCGACUUUAUUAUUGAGGUGGCCUGUCACGAGUAUGGCAAUGCUUACCAGGAGCCAAUGGUCGAGGCCGUGUGCAACGGUAAGAUUACGCGGUGGACUCCGGCAGCGGACGAUGGCAAAAUCACACCCACCAAAACCGACACAACGUCCGGCGCGUCGUCAUUCUAUGAAAUGGAGCAGUUCGAUGAGGAAAUCAACCCAAAGCUAUUGCAGUCGAAAUCUAGCUGGUGGAUGCAGUAUAAGCUGCUGCUGACCCGCAUGCUACUCCAAAUGUGGCGGGACAAGUCAUACAUCAAGCUAAAGUUCUACAUGAACAUAGUGCUAGCGCUAAUCGUGGGAGGCCUUUAUGUCGGAGUGGGACGUCUGGCUUCCAAAGCGCUGUUCAACUUUGGCUUUAUGUUUACUAUUGUAAUAGCUUACUUGUACCUGCCAAUGAUGCCUGUACUGCUUUAUUUUCCGUCGGAAAUAAAUCUGUUGAAGAGGGAAUACUUCAACCAGUGGUACCGCCUAAGCUCCUACUACGCUGCAAUGAUUUCUGCCAAAUUACCAUCGAUGUUCGUACUGGCCGUAAUUUAUUUAUCAAUUGUGUACUUAAUGUCCAGCCAGCCUCUGGAAUGGUUCCGCUUUAUUAUGUUAUUUACGAUAGCCUUUCUUACGGCCCUAACCUCUGAUAGUUUUGGCUUACUGAUUUCCAGUAGACUAAGCUUGGUGAAUGGAAUGUUCAUGGGUCCUGUACUGGCUGUGCCUCUGAUCUUACUGUCUAUAUAUGGCAUUGGCUACGGCAAAGAUACAUACAUUUCCCCUAUCAUGCGAUUUCUGAUGUCUCUUAGCUAUUUGCGCCAUGGUAUGGAGGGGCUAGUAGCAGCGCUAUACGACUACGGAAGGGGCGAUACAAUCUGCGAAGAUACCGAAAUGUUCUGCAUGUUCAAGAAAUCUCAGUUCUUGUUAAUUUUUCUGGGCUUUGAAAACAUGCACUAUUUGUGGUCUGUCUUCUGCUUGAUUGGAUUUUAUAUGCUCUUUACAGUCUCGGCGUACGUCAUGAUACGCCAGCGACUGAAGAAAUCGUCGUGCAACCCCAUUUUCGUCCACGUCCUUCAGCUUUUAACUAAAUACUUUAAUUUUACUUCAUAUAAAUACUAAGCACGGUGUUGAUAUACCAAGGGAAGGUUGGUGCUGGUACCCAAAAACCUAGUUUUAUCCGAGAUUCUAGUUUUUCUCAAGACAUUUUCAUGGGAAAAUGCCAUACGUUACCUGUUUCGCCAUGCUGUGACAAAUUGUAUUGCAUUAUACUGAUUAUAGCAUAAAUCAAUUGUACGGCCGAGCUGUUGAGUGAUAUACCGGAUACAUCUAAAUAAGCAUAAACAUAGAAAACUAUACAUGUAUUGUAUUUUAGAUUACAUGUACAUAUAAACUUACCAACUUUUCCCAAUAAAGGUCCACUGGAACUGUAAACAA